AUGGAAGAGGUGAUCCUGGCCCCGGCGGUGGAAGAGAGCAUGGAGGCCAAGAUAUGCGAUGAGCUGGGCCGGGAGCCCUUCGGCUACGUGGGGAUCGACUCGGUGCUGGACCAGAUGAAGCGCAAGGCCAUGAAGCAUGGAUUUGAGUUCAACAUCAUGGUAGUGGGUCAGAGCGGUUUGGGGAAAUCCACAUUGGUGAAUACUCUGUUCAAAUCCAAAGUGAUUCGCAAGACUCCCGGUGCCGGAAUCCCUAAAACACUGGAAUUAAAAGCCAUCAGUCAGGUGAUCGAGGAACGAGGAGUGGAGAUGAGACUCACCGUUAUUGACACGCCAGGAUUUGGGGAUCAGAUCAACAACCAGAAUUGCUGGGACCCGAUUAUCAAAUACAUCCACGAACAGUACGAAAAAUACCUAAGAGAGGAAAUUCUGGUAAACCGGAAGCGUCGUAUUCCUGACUCUCGCAUCCACAGCUGUAUUUACUUCAUCCCCCCCAACGGGCCACUGCUAAGACCGCUGGACCUCGAGUUCAUGAAACGCCUAGGUCGCAUUGUAAACGUUGUACCGGUUAUUGCGAAAGCAGACACACUCACAUUGGAGGAGAGAGAAGAGUUUAAGCAGAGGAUAAGGAAGGACCUGCAGGCUAACGGCAUUAGUGUAUACCCGCAGCCAGAGCUGGAUGAAGACACGGCAGAGGUGCUACUUAAUGACAAAAUUCGGCAGAAAAUCCCGUUCGCUGUGGUAGGUACUGACGAGGAACAUCAGGUCAACGGCAGGAGGGUCCUGGGACGGAAAACCAAGUGGGGCAUCAUCGAAGUUGAGAACACGUCACACUGUGAAUUUGCUGAUCUGAGGGAUUUGUUGAUCAGAUCCAACCUGCAGGACCUGAAAGACAUAACCCACAAUAUACACUACGAGACCUACCGCGUCAGCCGACUGAAUGAAAAGAUGAAUGGCGUCACAGCACAGUUGAAAGAAGUGUCCAGUUUAUGA
Staurois parvus is the source of this 990-nucleotide messenger RNA. Lineage: Eukaryota; Metazoa; Chordata; Amphibia; Anura; Ranidae. The record is from the annotation of a GenBank genome assembly.